This is a messenger RNA of Chaetura pelagica (chimney swift), 1056 nucleotides long. RefSeq names its product protein kinase, cAMP-dependent, regulatory, type II, beta (gene PRKAR2B). The record is from RefSeq and is a predicted model, not a curated record. Lineage: Eukaryota; Metazoa; Chordata; Aves; Apodiformes; Apodidae. The transcript is spliced from 10 exons. Gene Ontology annotation, biological process: regulation of protein phosphorylation. Gene Ontology annotation, molecular function: cAMP-dependent protein kinase regulator activity. Gene Ontology annotation, cellular component: cAMP-dependent protein kinase complex. The coding region runs from base 1 to 921 and encodes 306 amino acids.
AUGGCUUUGUGUGCAGAAACUUACAAUCCUGAUGAGGAAGAGGAUGAUGCCGAAUCUCGGAUUAUUCACCCUAAAACAGAUGAUCAAAGAAACAGGCUGCAGGAGGCUUGCAAGGACAUUCUGCUUUUUAAGAACCUGGAUCCGGAACAGAUGUCUCAGGUGUUGGAUGCAAUGUUUGAAAAGCUGGUUGAAGGAGGGGAACAUGUCAUUGACCAAGGGGAUGAUGGUGACAACUUCUAUGUCAUUGAUAGAGGUACAUAUGAUAUUUAUGUAAAAUGUGAUGGUGUUGGGAGAUGUGUUGGAACCUAUGAUAACCGAGGAAGUUUUGGUGAGUUGGCCUUAAUGUACAAUACACCCAGAGCAGCUACAAUUAUAGCUACCUCUCCUGGUGCCAUCUGGGGUUUGGACAGGGUAACUUUCCGAAGAAUCAUUGUAAAAAAUAAUGCCAAAAAGAGAAGAAUGUAUGAAAAUUUUAUUGAGUCAUUGCCAUUCCUUAAAUCUUUAGAAGUAUCUGAGCGUUUAAAAGUGGUUGAUGUAAUUGGCACCAAAGUGUACAAAGAUGGGGAACAAAUCAUUGCUCAGGGUGACUUGGCUGAUUCUUUCUUCAUUGUGGAGUCUGGAGAAGUAAGGAUUAUAAUGACAAGAAAGGGUAAGCAAGAUGUAGAAGAGAAUGGAGCAGUUGAAAUUGCUCGAUGCUCAAGAGGACAGUAUUUUGGAGAACUUGCUCUUGUAACUAACAAACCACGAGCUGCUUCUGCUUUUGCCCUUGGCACUGUCAAAUGUUUAGUUAUGGAUGUGCAGGCAUUUGAAAGGCUUUUGGGACCUUGUAUGGAAAUUCUGAAAAGAAACAUUGCAAACUAUGAAGAACAGCUAGUUGCUCUGUUUGGAACAAACAUGGACAUUGCUGAUACCAGUGCAUGAACUAAACAUUGGAGCAACAAGAUCUGUUACGAGAAUAUAGCACAGUAGUGGUUAGUCCACUGAGAAAUUGUCUCUCUUCCUAUAGAUGCCAAGCAUUUUCUGUAAUUUUUAGAGUGGGUUUGGGGUCUUUUUUGG